CUGCGCUCAACUUGAUCUAUAAAGACGCAACUGGAGUUCCUCUGAAACAUCAUAACACUGCAGAAAUCGAACUAUGACAAUCGCAACUAUUGAGAUAAAAGGCACAAACGGUGAGGAUGUAUACGUUGAUAUGACCGAAGAGAUUGGAGUUCCACAGAGCACGGAAAGGGAAGGUCACGAGAGUUCGGCGUCGGUAUAUGCAUCGUCCAAUUCUCAGGAGAGGCAACGAAAGAAUUCUUCGCACAGCAUUAAUGCGCUUACGCAUGGGCCUAGCGAAGGAUGGAAUGGGACACCUCACUUAGCGGUAGAGCUUUACAGAACUUUGAUGCGGUCCAGAGAGCAAGACUAUGUGUACGAGGAUGACAAGGACACCGCAGAUAUCCUACCCUUUAUCAAAGAAUUCUUAGAAGUCACGGGAAGGGAUAUCCGAAAGUCUGCGGGUGAUCUAGGGAUGUUCCCUCUUAUGGAGUUGAAGUUCAAGGAACUUGGUUUCCGGGUGACAGCGCGAGAGUAUGAUCAAACUAUUCUUCAUCCAAUUUCAGGAGCUUUUGCACCAGGUAGUCUCGUGGCCAUAAUGGGACCUAGUGGGUGUGGAAAAUCAACUCUGCUAGAUAUCUUGUCCCAAAAGAAAACACUACCUUAUACAGGAGAAAUCACAGUCAAUGGACACUCACCCGAUAAGUAUUUUAAUAGGAUGACUAGUUACGUGCCACAGGCAGAUUACGGUUCAGGACUGGACAAAGUGUCUGAAUCAGCGAUGUUUGCAUCCAAAAUGAAAGCUUAUUACAAGGCAGACCAAGCCAAUGCCGCUCUCAGGCAACAGCACCUUGAUUUCCUUCUUAAAGUUCUUGGCCUUUCGCAUAUUGCAAAUUCAUUUAUUGGAGAUGGGCAGACAAGAGGUAUCAGUGGUGGUCAGCGCAGGCGGUUGACCCUUCUGAAAGGUCUCAUUACUGGCCCGGGCAUUGCAUUCCUAGACGAGCCAACCAGUGGCCUUUCGUCAACGGACUCGGAGACCUGUGUGCGAGCCUUGAAGAAUUUAGCCAAACUUACUGGAACUACCUUCAUAGUAGUCAUUCAUCAACCCAAAAGCACCGUUUUCGAAAUGUUUGACCACCUCUUGCUUCUAUCCCAAGGGAAAGCUGUUUACAAUGGCUUGCGUUCGGAAGCACAGGAUUACUUCACCAAACUCGGCUAUCCUGUUCAACAGUACACGACCCCGGCUGAUCACUUUUUAGAUAUAAUCACACCUGGGCAGGUCGGAGCAAAUCCAGAGUUUUUCAUUGAACAGUAUGCCAAGUAUAUCAAUCCGACCAUUCUAAAUAAUUUGGAUGUGGUUGCCAAAGGAGACACGCUGAAGCAGUCACUGGUUAAAAUAGGGCACGGGCGUGAACGUUCUAAGUUUCCACUGUCACGAUGGCAUCAGUACUGCUUGCUCCAGAAGCGCGAAUUCCGCCUUUUCUUCCGGAAUGCCGACGAAAUCUUGACCAUCCUAGCGAAUAAUCUUGUCAUGGGGCUUCUCUUGGGACUUGUUUAUCAAGACGUUUAUAGUGCGAAGUUGGACGCAGUGAAUUCAGCUAGAUUCAGCUAUCAAUUUGCAUACAUUUUUUUUGUAUUAAUCGUUGCCAGUCUAACAGCCUUGAAUUCGGUACCUGCUAUGCUCACAUCCCGUGUCAUCUUCCAGAACGAACGAGCGGAGGGUUACUACGAUGUCCUGCCGUACAUGAUCUCAAAGUUUUUAACUACCUUCGUUACUUGCGCUAUAACUGGAACACUUGUGCUCGUUAUGAGCUCAUACUGGUUAGCUGGUUUCCCUGCCUCGCAAGUAAUGUUUGUAUUUGCGAUUGUAUUGGUGGAAUACAUUUGUGUUGAAUCCAUAGUAUCUUUCACGUCAUCGUGUGCCACAUCGAUUGCUAUGGCGAAUAGCCUGGCGGGCGCCGUCAUCAGUAUUCUGUCGUUAUUCAACGGCUGGAGUGCAAAUAGUUUAAGUACACCGACGUAUGUCGUAUGGAUUCAGUACCUCAGUCCUUUCUACUAUGGGUUCCAAGCAAUUGUGGUUCAUCUGUAUGAUGAGACAGUGACGAAACAAUAUGCCUUGCACAGUGAUUGGGGAGUUUGGGGUGGUAUUGUUAUUAUGUUGGCUAUGACCAUAUUCUAUAGAUACCUGCAGUUUUGGGCGCUGAAAUAUUGCAAUCAGCUCGAGCGAUAGUAUGGGGCUCGUUUAGUACUGUAUACAAAUAAAAACUGUACAUUUGAC
Molecule: messenger RNA, 2254 nt
Organism: Sphaeroforma arctica JP610
Lineage: Eukaryota; Ichthyosporea; Ichthyophonida
Exons: 1
Coding region: 74-2206 (710 amino acids)
Cellular component (GO): membrane
Molecular function (GO): ATP hydrolysis activity; ATP binding; ABC-type transporter activity
Source: RefSeq, a predicted model, not a curated record